AUGCAGCUGACCAGUAGUAGGCUGCAGGGGGCCACGGAGCGCAUCGGCGCGCACGCCCCGGCGCAGCGGGGCAGCCGCCCGCGCGCUGGCGCCAGCUACGCAGGCAGCGUCGGCCUCGCCCCUUGCACGGCACGGGCUGCCUGGCACCAGCCCAACCCGCUGCCGUCGCCCCAGCGCCAGUGCCUGCACAGCCCCCGUCGCAGCAUGUCGGCCCGCUGCGCCGCCACCCCGGACGCCUCGUCCCCCGCCCCGACGGCGCCCGCCGACCCCGGCGCGCAGCGCGCCGCGCCGCUCGGUGCGCGGCUCGGCGCGGCCUACGACUCCCUCUCAAACAUGCCGGACUGGGCCGCCAAGGGCCGCCGGGCGGGCGUGAUCCUGCACCCCACCUCGCUGCCCGGCCCCUACGGCAUCGGCGAGCUCGGGCCCGAGGCGCUGGCCUUCCUGGACUGGCUUGCCGCCGCCGGCAUGCAGUGCUGGCAGGUGCUGCCGCUAGUGCCGCCGGACCCCGAGUACUUCUCUCCCUACUCCGGCCUCGACGCCAACUGCGGCAACCCCCUCCUCAUCAGCCUGGAUGCCCUAAUAACAGAGGGCCUGCUUGCAAAGUCCGACGCCCCCGCGGGCCUCAAGGCCAGCGGCGACGUCGACUUCGCCGCUGUCGCGGCCGCCAAGCUGCCGCUGCUGUCCAAGGCCGCGCAGGCGCUGCUGACCGAGCCGCGCUUCGCGGCGCUGCGCGCGUCGCUCAAGCGGUUCCGGGCGUCCAACCCCUGGAUCGAGGACUCCGCGCUGUUCGACGCCCUCCGGAAGCGGCCUGACCUCGAAAACAAGGAGUGGUGGUUCUGGCCGGAGCCGCUGCGGCUGCGGGAGGCGGGGGCGAUCAAGAAGGCGCGCGCGGCGCAUGCCGCAGAGAUCGACGAGUUCGUGGCCGUCCAGUUCCU
Monoraphidium neglectum is the source of this 935-nucleotide messenger RNA. RefSeq lists its product as hypothetical. Lineage: Eukaryota; Viridiplantae; Chlorophyta; Chlorophyceae; Sphaeropleales; Selenastraceae. The annotation marks the transcript as partial. Gene Ontology annotation, biological process: carbohydrate metabolic process. The record is from RefSeq and is a predicted model, not a curated record. Gene Ontology annotation, molecular function: 4-alpha-glucanotransferase activity. The transcript has a single exon.